GGAGGAAGAAGUGAGUUUCACCCCUUCUCCUGCCGGUUCCCGUAGUCUCAGGUCUAGGCUCCUGUCCCGCUGCAGAGCCCUGACAUCUUAGCAUCAUGGAGCUCCGUUAUACACUUUUAUUUCUGUGCCUUACUUUACCAUCGUGCACAUCGGACAAUGACUUAAGCAGCCACUUGGUUUUGGAGCCUUAUGAUUACCUCUUCGACACGGCAGUGGAAGCCUACUAUAAGGGGGACUGGCUGUCGGUUAUCCUGAACAUGGAGAAGGCGCUCAGGAACAAAGCUACGGUCCGGAAUGUGAAGGCUCAGUGCCGGCUGAGCUGCGCCAACCAGACCGCUUUCGGUGACCCUUUGGCCGGCUUGGGAGUUCCCAUACCAGGAGCCGGGUCUAUUGAUGACCUGGGCUUCUUCCAGAAAAUCCUGAAACGGGCGGACUGUGUGAAAUCCUGCGAGACUGAGAAACUCGGUUCGCCGACUCUGCAUCAAGUCAGUGAAGAAGUGGAGCUGGAGUUCAAGAAGAGAACUCCAUAUAAUUACUUACAAGUCGCCUAUUUUAAGAUCAAUAAGCUGGACAAGGCUGUGGCAGCAGCCAACACCUUCUUCCAGGCCAAUCUGGAUCAUAUGGAGAUGAAACAGAACCUGGAAUACUACAGGAUGAUGGCAGGAGUACAAGAGGAGGACUUCAAAGAUUUGGAGGCCAGGCCACAUAUGGCCAAGUUCCUGCUCGGGAAGAGUUUCUACAGCGACGACUCAUUCGGUCUGGCAGCUGAAAACUUUGAAGUGGCCAUAGAGGAGUACUUCACAGCCGAUAAGGAGUGCAGAGCUCUGUGUGAGGGAGCCUACAACUAUGAUGGAUACAACUACAUGGAGUACAGUGCUGACCUGUUCCAGACCAUGACAGACCACUAUAUGCAGGUACUGAACUGUAAGCAGCAUUGCUCUGUGGAACUGGCCUCUUCACCUGGCAGAAACAAGCCCUUUGAAGAUUUCCUUCCCUCACAAUUCAACUACCUGCAGUUCUCUUACUAUAACAGUGAGAAGUAUGAGCAGGCCAUAGAGUGUGCUAAGACCUUCUUGUUGUUCCACCCUGAUGAUGAGGUGAUGAAGCAGAACCUGGCUUAUUAUUCUGUUGUGUUGGGUGAGGACAAGGCAGAAACCAUAUCAGCCAGACAGGUGGUGAAACAGUACAUUCAGCAGUCCAUAUUGGAGAAAGAGCUGCUCUAUUUUGGAUAUGAAGCAUUUGGAAUCACCUUUGUAGAUCCGGACACAUGGACUCCUGAAGAUGUCAUGCCCAAGAAACUUAGAGACAAACAGAAAGCUGACAGAGAGACUGCAGCGAGGAUCACAGAGGAAAUAGGAAACCUAAUGAAGGAGAUCGAGACUCUUGUUGAGGAGAAGAAGAAGGAUUCUUCAGAUAUGGCCAAGAUGAUAGUUCCGCAUGAAGGUGGCGCACUGUUAUAUGAUAACAUCAAGGUAACCAUGACAUCUAAGCAGCUGAAUGGCACUCAGCGAGUGUUGCUGGAUGGAGUGAUCAAUGAUGAUGAGUGCAGGGAGCUGCACCGCCUCUCCAAUGCAGCUGCUCUGAAAGGUGAUGGCUACAGAGGGCGUCCUUCCCCCCACUCUCCCAGUGAGAUGUUCCAAGGAGUCACAGUGCUGAAAGCUGUCAAGCUCGGACAGGAGGGGAAGGUUCCGCUGAAGAGCGCCCGUCUGUUCUUUGACCUGAGCGAGAGGGUGAGGAAGGUUUUGGAGUCAUACUUCAGCCUGGACACUCCGCUCUAUUUCUCCUAUUCCCACCUGGUCUGUCGCUCUGCCAUUGAUGAGAAGCAAGAGGACCGUCAAGACCUGAGUCACCCUGUUCAUGUGGACAAUUGUCUUCUGGUCUCUGAGGUCAAUGAGUGUAUAAAGGAACCCCCUGCGUACACACACAGAGACUACAGUGCCAUUCUUUAUUUAAAUGAUGACUUUGAAGGAGGGGAUUUCAUUUUCACCGAGCUGGAUGCCAAAACAGUCACGGCCGAGGUGCGUCCACAGUGUGGCCGUGUGGUUGGGUUUGGAGCAGGAAAAGAAAACCCCCACGGUGUCAGAGCUGUCACUAAGGGUCAGAGGUGUGCUGUAGCUCUGUGGUUCACACUGGAUCCUGCUCAUGAGGAAAAGGAGAGAAUCCAAGCUCAGGAUAUGCUGAAGAUGUUUUCUACCCCUGUUGAUGCUGAGUUCAGCAAGAGGGAGGCAACAGACACCUCAGAACCCCAACCAGCAUCACCAGAGCCUCCUGCACAGGCUGAGCAGGAGACAACAGAUAAAAAACAAGACAAUAAACCAGCAGAGCAGAGGCCAGAUGCACCAGCUGACAUGCAGGCUGACAAACAAGCCGAAACACCAAAGAGCAAGACAGAGACGAAACCGGUCAGCAAAACAACAGGAACUAAAGCCAAAGCUGCUCCAAAAGCAAAGGCCAAAGCUGGAGACCAGGCAAAGGACAAGACAGCAGACAAAGGAAAACCUGCUGCAAAAAAAGAUGGAAAACAGGCUGUUAAAACACAAGCCAAUAAGGCAGACAGAAAAGAUGCAAAACCAGCUGCAAAAAAGACAGUAAAAGUUGUUGCCAAGAAAGACUCUAAAAAAGCUGAAGCUGACGGCACGUCGGUUUCAGACUCUCAGAACGGCAAGGACGAGCUGUGAUCAAACAGCACCUGUGACUGUUUAUGUGCUGUUUAUUUUUCUUCUUUUUUUUCCAAGGUCUUCUCUGUGGGUGGUUGAAUGAAAAUGGAAUGAAAGUUACUAAAAUGUUAUUUGCCUUUUAAAGUAAUUUGUUGUGGUGGAUGAAACCAAGGGACUGCUGUUUUACUGCAGAUGUCACUCAAAUCAUUACUUGAGUACUUUUUAAAUAACUAUAUUUUUUAUGACAGUCUGCAAAAGUGCCCAAAUUACUCGAACCAUCUUUGUUUGGCAUCCAAAGCUUUGUAUCUGUAUAGAUGGAACAUAUUUUCAUCUCAGUUCUCAAACUGAAUUGUCUCGUCUAUUCUUUUAUUUGUGAUGUCAUGUUGGGAAACCAAGCACAGGUAAAUCAAAGAGGAAGGGGGGUUACUAUGAGUGGAAUUUUUCUGCUGAGAAAAACUCAAACUGUGUGAAUCCAUGAAAUAAACAUGAUGUUUUCAAA
Messenger RNA from Lates calcarifer (barramundi perch), 3156 nucleotides. RefSeq names its product prolyl 3-hydroxylase 1 (gene p3h1). Gene Ontology annotation, cellular component: endoplasmic reticulum. The record is from RefSeq and is a predicted model, not a curated record. Gene Ontology annotation, molecular function: iron ion binding; procollagen-proline 3-dioxygenase activity; protein binding. The coding region runs from base 96 to 2678 and encodes 860 amino acids. Lineage: Eukaryota; Metazoa; Chordata; Actinopteri; Centropomidae. The transcript has 15 exons. Gene Ontology annotation, biological process: collagen metabolic process.